Molecule: messenger RNA, 1623 nt
Organism: Bipolaris oryzae ATCC 44560
Lineage: Eukaryota; Fungi; Ascomycota; Dothideomycetes; Pleosporales; Pleosporaceae
Exons: 7
Coding region: 1-1623 (540 amino acids)
Source: RefSeq, a predicted model, not a curated record
AUGGUGGUGAAGAAAAUUCGAAAGACAGCGUCGCAUAGUCGCAAUGGUAAACAUUGGGACCGGAUCUUUUCUAAACCACGAGUCUGCGAUGAUCAUCCUGUUCAUCAAGAUCGGUCAGAUAUUAAUCAAACAAACGACACAGAAUCGGAGCCCUUGGGUGGAAACAACGAAGUAUCCGAGCGGGAAUUAAUUACCAAGCUUCUCGGGAGCUUUGAAGUAUCCAAUGUUUCAUACAUUUCUAAACUGACACCAAGUUUUGUCUGUGCCUUGGCUAAGACAGGUUGGCAUCACCAGAUGAAGGCAUUACGUGAUGCAAUAUGGAAGCACAUUGCUCUGGAAACAUCCAUACGCGUACACAUACCGACACUAGGCUUUAUGACAUAUCAACUAGAAUUUCACAUGGCACAUCUACUUCUAAGGCCAUCAAAUCAGAAUGGAAGCUCGGUUACGGAUGACUCGAUAGUAGACCUCUCAUUUCUCGAACUAGCCAAUGCCGACGGACAAAUCGUUCCCCACUCGUUACAUCGGGGGCAUAUGACUCUGGUGAUCUGUGGUUGGAGUGAUCUCCAGUGGACAGGGUAUGUUUUUACUCAGGUUGACAACGAUGACCUGGAUAUCGAGGAAAUCGACGAAUUCAAAGGACACUUCUUAACAUCCGAGUAUGGCUUCGACUUGACCACCCCUUCACAGUCCAUCACAGUCCGGGAUGCAAGGAGAUACUGGCUACGUUUGGUGGCGCAUCGUAUCCAGUAUGUGUUGCAAAAAUGGCUUUAUCUUGUGCGAACGAUUGAAGAAGGCGUAGAGAGAUGGAAAUCACAAGACCGUUGUAAUAGUGGUGUCACUCGCGAAGCCGUGACUGCUGACGACAUUAAAAAAUCUCUGGACAAGACCAUACAAACAAUGCAGCUUCUGCGCCAGCUCCGUGACACGCUUUCAGCCACGCUCCGAGCGUACCACUAUUUCAGCCAACCACACGGCGAUAUGUGCUACUUCUCAGAUAUCACUGACUGUUUUUCUGUACAGAGUAGCAUUGUCGAGUCGUUUGAGAAACUCACGGAUCUUUCGACUAGACUUUGUUCACUCGAUGACUCUUGCAAGCGCUUUGCAACGCAUUUGGGGCGUAUACUUAAACUCGAAAACAACCGCUCGAUAAUACAAAGCAAUCGAUUCAAUCAAGAGAGCAACAUGUACCAACAGGCUAGCCACCAGCUGAACGAGCGUGUGCAUAAACUAAACGAAGAAACAUGCAUACUCAGCAAGGAUAUGCGCAGACUUAACGAAAGAAGCACAGAAGCAGCAUGUGCCAAUCAAGAAGAAGCUAUCAAAACCAGUCGCAGCACACGAGUGAAUGUCGAGUUACUACUACUCACCACCCCUCUUGGCAUGGUGCUUCAGUACUUUAGCUCUGAACAGGAAGUUUUGUUCUUUAAAAGGAGCCCCACAACAUUUGUUCUCGCGACGCUUGUUUUGAUGUUGCUCCUUCGUUUGCUGGCGUUAGUGCUUCAGUACGGAGGUACCUUACUGCGCUUCCUUUAUCGAAAGCCGUCCGCCGACCCGAUGAAUUCCCAGCCGCUGGCCCAGAAUUCGAAUACCAUCGAGCUGGAACAGGCACAGAAUGUAUGA